Messenger RNA from Mytilus trossulus (common blue mussel), 1707 nucleotides. RefSeq lists its product as uncharacterized. Lineage: Eukaryota; Metazoa; Mollusca; Bivalvia; Mytilida; Mytilidae. The record is from RefSeq and is a predicted model, not a curated record. The coding region runs from base 1 to 1707 and encodes 568 amino acids. The transcript has a single exon. Gene Ontology annotation, molecular function: nucleic acid binding. Gene Ontology annotation, biological process: DNA integration.
AUGGACGACGGCAGUGACAAACCAAUAGCUUAUACAUCUCGAACACUCACAUCAGCAGAGAAGAAUUAUUCCGUUCUUGAAAAGGAGAUUCUGACCAUAAUAUUUGGUAUCAAGAAAUUUUAUCAAUAUUUGUAUGGACACCCCGUUACAAUCAUAACCGAUCACAAGCCGCUCAUAGGUUUAUUUCGAGAAGAUAAACCUAUACCUACAAUGGCCGCAUCUCGAAUUCAAAGGUGGGCACUGACGUUAGCUGCAUAUGAGUUCACGAUUGUAUACAAAGAAGGGAGUUUGAAUGGUAAUGCUGAUGGACUAAGUAGACUACCGCUGAAAACAAACAUUGAAAAGACACCAACGCCAGGUGAUACUAUAUUAUUAAUGGAACAUUUAGCCACUACGCCAGUUGAUGCUAAACAAAUUGAAAAGUGGAAACGCAAGGACACAAUACUAUCUAUGGUGCUUAGAUACAUUUUGAAUGGAUGGCCGUCAAAAUGUCCAAAUGAAGAAAUAAGACCGUAUUAUAGUAGGAAAAAUGAACUCAGUAGUCAGGACGGAUGCAUAUUGUGGGGAGGAAGAGUAAUUAUACCACAACCAGGACGUGAAGCCAUGUUAAAUGAAUUACACCAAGGACAUCCAGGGAUUACUAGAAUGCAAAAUCUAGCAAGAAGCUACAUAUGGUGGCCGGGAAUUGACAAUGACUUGGAAUUAACUGUAGUUAAUUGUUAUAGUUGUCAGGAAAACCGCAAGUUACCAGCAGAAGCACCGUUACAUCUUUGGGAAUAUCCGAGCCAUCCGUGGUCAAGAAUACACAUAGACUUUGCAGGACCAUUCAUGAACAAAUCAUUUCUAAUUAUGGUUGAUGCGUAUUCAAAAUGGAUUGACAUGCACGUAAUGAAUUCUACAACAUCCGAAGCUACGAUUGCAAAACUUGAACAAAAGUUUGCAACACAUGGAUUAUGUGAUCUCAUUAUUAGUGAUAAUGGAGCCGCAUUUACUAGCAAGGAAUUCGCCGAUUAUGUGAAAUCAAAUGGAAUUGAACAUCGUACUUCCGCGCCGUGGCAUCCAGCUAGUAAUGGUUGUGCUGAACGAGCAGUUCAGAGUUUCAAAGAAGGUAUGAAGAAAAUCAAAGAAGGAACUGUCCAGGAAAAGUUGAACCGUUUUCUUUUCAACUACCGUCUAACGCCACAAACAACGACAAGAUUGGCACCAUCAGAAUUGCUUAUGAAAAGGAAACUCAAGUCGCGUCUAGAUUUAGUUUUUCCAAAUAUCGAGAUGCGAGUUCAGGAGAUACAACAAAAACAAAAACAUUAUCACGAUAAGAAAUCUGUGAACAGACAAAUAAAUGUAGGACAGGGAGUAUUUGCCCGAAAUUUCGCAAUAGGUUCAAAGAUUAAAUGGAUUCCAGGAGAAGUUAUAAAACAAUCAGGACCACUUUCAUUUCAUAUUAAAUUGCAAGAUGGACGUGUCAUUCGGAGACUUAUUGACCACAUCAGAGUACGAAACUUCGAAUGCACAAACAAUGAAAAUAAAGAAAAAUAUGACAAUGACAGUGAUUUGUUUGAACCAGAAAUAACUAUACCGAUAAGUACUCAUGAGACCGAACAACCGCAAGUAGAGAAACCGUCAAACAUCACUGAACAAAUGGAACCACGCUAUCCGAAGAGAAUAAGAAAAGAACCAACGCAUUUAAAGGAUUUUGUGUUAAAAUAA